Cutaneotrichosporon oleaginosum is the source of this 2244-nucleotide messenger RNA. RefSeq lists its product as uncharacterized. NCBI's taxonomy places the organism in Eukaryota, Fungi, Basidiomycota, Tremellomycetes, Trichosporonales, Trichosporonaceae. Gene Ontology annotation, cellular component: cytoplasm; nucleoplasm. The record is from RefSeq and is a predicted model, not a curated record.
CCCACCUCUUCUCAUCUUUACUCCCUUCAUGCUCAUCUAACCCCAACAGCAUGCCACCGCCAGAACCGUUCUGGAUAUGCCACCAGGUACGUUUGGCGCUCUCGUCUCUAUGUCCCGCGUCAACCCGCGGCGCGACAACGGAACCUCACAGACCACUCCUUUCCCCAUGCCUCAAGCGGCCGUCGGUGUCCAGCCAAGGAACAUGCUGAUAUCAGUGCGGCGCAACGAUGCGUCCCCUGACCAUUGAUGGCGUUCCGCAAUGUGCCUCAUGUCACUCAGAGUUCAUCGAGAUCCUUGACGCCGAGAUCAACCCCGACCCCAUGCAUGAGCUCCCACUGCCGCCACCGGUCCGACCUGGUCGUGUUCCUCCACCCCCCUAUCCGCCGCCCGGCAACCGUCCCAUCGGGCCUGGCCAGCAGCGACCCCAGCAGGACGACGACGUUGGCGGCGGUCUACUCGGCGGCAUACUUGGUCUGUUCGGCGGUGGCGGACCCACCGCUUCCGCCGACAUGCCGCAGCCGCCCCGCGGCCCCGGUCAGCAGCGGGGCGGCGGGCGCUCGUUUGAGUGGAACAUCGGGAACGGUGCCGUCCGGGUGCAAGGAUUUUCGGGCCCAGUGAGGGCUGACACUACGCUGGGACACCCAGCAGCUCAUAAUCCCUGGGUCGGUGGCUACAACGGUGCGCCCGGUCGCGAAGAUCAGGGCCUUGAUGCCUUCUUCCGCGGCUUCGGUGCGCCCUCUCCGGGCGUGCGUGCACGUGGUGGAGGGGCACGACAGCCAGACCACUUUGACGGCGAGGACAUCCUGCAGGCCCUCAUGCAGAUUAUCAUGGACGAGGGCAUGUACCCUUUCCCCGCCGGGACUGGCGGUCAGAUGGGCGACUAUGUGAUGACUGAGCGGGGGUUUGAUGACAUUCUAGAGCGCUUGAUGCAGGCUGCAGGUCCACAGGGCCCACUUCCCGCAUCACAAGAGACAAUCAGAAGUCUUGAGCGCUUCACCUUUGACGAGAAGACGCUUGCGGCGAGCCAGUACAAGGACUGUCCCGUGUGCAUGGACGACUUCAAGGUAGGCGACGCUGCCAUGAAGAUCCCCUGCGGGCACGAGUUCCACCCGGACUGUCUCACGCCGUGGCUCGAGACGAACGGCAGCUGCCCCGUGUGUCGGCAUUCGCUCGUGCCAGGGGAAGGAGAGAGCACACCAGCGACAGGAGCUCAGCAGCCGCCGCACGCUGGUCCCUCCAACCGCAGUUCCCAGCCUCCUCCGCCUUCUGAGCCAAUUCCACCCGCUUCCUCCGGCGUUCUGAGUGGCGCGCAGGGCGCGAUCACGAGCGUUCUCAACCGGCUCUUCGGACAGGCAGGGACGACUGAUCCACCGCCCGCUCCGGCAGAUAUCCACCGCCCGAGCUCUAGACCGCAAGCGUCGAGCUCUAGUAUUCCGCAGGCGUCAGCUGCACAGGCCAACGCAACAGACGACCCGCCCGAGCAGCGCAUUGACUUUGACACGCCUAUCCGCACCGGCUCGUCCGUUAACCCGAGGCGGCCUCUGCCAGAGUGGGCGCAAAUGGCGCGGGGAGGGCCGCGCGCGCGCUACGGUUCACCUCCUCCUGACCUGCCGCCGUCACCGCCCCGCCCGACACGCCAGUCUCCGCCUCUCCCGGCGUCGAGCGGUGGGUCCAGCACCUUUGGGCAGGGUGGUCUUGUGCCUCAAGGCGAUCUGUUCGACUCGGAUGUCGCCCAGUUCCGUGCAACUCGCGCGGCGUGCGAUGUCAAGGAGAUUCCCUGGAACGCACCCAACCACCAGCAUGUUGGUGUGCGCUAUGUGCUUCUCGGGGACGAAACGGAGGUCGACGAGCCGCGCCUGUUCUGCCACGCUCCCGGGUCUAAUGCGAUCGGCGACUUCGGUCUGCUCCAGCUUCGCCGCGUCGCUGGCCGCGCGGAGGAGGGCCCCAUUCGCGAAGGUCGUAUGUGCUGUCAUGUCGUGGAGCACGGCGUGCCCGGUGAGGCGGCAAUGGGGAGAAUCAUGCGCGAGUGCGGCGGCGUGUCUGACGAGCCCGCGGCGCUGAGCUACUCUGGCGUGAGACCGAGUUCGAUCUCUGCGGAAGAUGUUGACUAAGUAGGAUGAGCCAUGCAUGGAAUCAGCUCUAGCGUACAAAUCUAUGCAACAUGGAGCGAUCAACGACACUUUGCGCGCCGCACACCUCCGAUCGUCUGACACUCUCGACAAAUCCACUUGCACACUCUCACAC